Messenger RNA from Mytilus californianus (California mussel), 1922 nucleotides. Its product is annotated as DNA polymerase alpha subunit B-like. The record is from RefSeq and is a predicted model, not a curated record. Bases 59 to 1873 code for a protein of 604 amino acids. Gene Ontology annotation, molecular function: DNA binding. Gene Ontology annotation, biological process: DNA replication initiation; DNA replication. Gene Ontology annotation, cellular component: alpha DNA polymerase:primase complex. The transcript is spliced from 18 exons. Lineage: Eukaryota; Metazoa; Mollusca; Bivalvia; Mytilida; Mytilidae.
GUAACAAAAUCGCGGGAAAGACGAUUUUGUCAACAAAAACAGGACGCAUUGUCAAAAAAUGCCUUUUAUUUCAGAAGAAGAAUUAGAUGAUGAAUUUAGUGUAUUUGGUUAUGAAUUCAGUAGUCCCCAAAUUGUCGAAAAACUACAAGAACUUUGUGUACAGUACAAUUUUGGUGCAGAAAAGAUAGUUACAGAAUGGGUAGCAUUUGCCAGCACACACAAAGGUGUACAGAUGACAUUAGAUGCUCUGGACCAAUUAGACAGAGAAAGACUUACCAAGAAAGGAUCAAAGACACCCAAGACUCCAGCUAGAACAAAUACAAUUAAACAAGAAUACUAUGAUAUUAACACUAUACAAGGAGGUAUGGACGAAAAUGAAGCAGAGAACCUUUACAAUGCGUAUUCUACAACUCCAUCAUCAAAGAAAGGCACUAACCAACAAAAACGACAGUUAACUCCAGACAAUCCUCCUCUGAAAAGAUUUACAAAUAAUGUCAGAAGUCCCAUGGUUCCAUUUUCUCCUGCCAGUUUUUCUCCAGCUGGUGUGACCCCAUCAAUGAAGUUUAGUUCUAGGACCAAUGCUGGGCAUGUGGUUGCCCAUUUCGGUGUUACUGACAACACAAAAUGGCAAGGUCAUGGACAACAAACCAGUUCUAUACAGUUGUAUGACGAGGAAUACAAGUUGACUACAAGUUUCAAGUACAUGUUCCAGAAAUUGGUAGAAAAAGCUCAUGUUUUGAAUGAUACUGUAGAUUACAUGGCAGAGAAACUGCAAAGUCAUUACAAAAUUGAAGAGCUGUCACAUGUGGCUGUGCCAAUGCAGGAACCAGUAACUGUAGCAGGUAGAAUAUGCUGUGAUGCUAAUGGUAAGAUGAAUGCCAAAUCUGUGCUUUUAGAAGGUUCUAGAGAUACUUCAAUGGGAAAGUGUAUACCAUUAGAUCUGGCAGAACUCAAACAAUUUUCUUUAUUUCCUGGACAGUUGGUGGCCAUGGAUGGUAUCAAUAAUACAGGGCAGAAGUUGGUAGUCAAUAAAUUAUAUGAGGGUGUUGCACAAAGUCUUCCAGAAAUCAAAGUCAAAACUGAACCAGGAUCAGAGAAACUCAGUGUACUGAUUGCAGCAGGUCCAUUCUCCACAUCAGACAAUUUAUCAUAUGAACCAUUAAAUGAUCUUACCAAGAACAUAACUAGAGAUAAACCAGAUGUCUGUAUUCUGCUGGGUCCAUUUGUUGACAUGAAGAAUGAAGUUAUAGAAAAAGGAAAUUGUAAAAUGAGUUAUGACACGAUUUUUAAUGAGCAGUUAAAAUUCAUUGGAACUAUAACAAAAAGUGUUGAAUGCCAAGUGAUUGUUGUGCCAUCAUACAGAGAUGUACAUCAUGAUUAUGUGUAUCCUCAACCUCCAUUUGAUGUCAAGAUACCAGAUUUUAAGCACAUGCACAUGAUGUCUGACCCCUGUACAGUAUCUAUCAACAAUAUUGUAUUUGGUAUAACAUCAACAGAUAUAUUGAUGCAUCUUGGAGCUGAGGAAAUAUCUUGGAAUCCUCCAACAUCUACAGAUAGACUUGGAAGACUUGCCCAACAUUUAAUCACACAACAUAGCUAUUACCCACUUUAUCCUCCAUCAGAAGAAGUUAACAUUGAUUAUGAAGCAUUAGAUACUUUUGGAACACUUCCUGUUACUCCACAUGUACUUAUUCUACCAUCUGAUCUUAAACAGUUCAUCAAGGAAUUACAUGAUAGUUUCUGUAUAAACCCUGGAAGAGUAGCUAAAGGACAGAUAGGUGGUUCAUACGCAAGGAUGAUGAUAAAUGUGAAUGAUGUGAAAACUCAGUCCUCAAUAGUGCAACACACUGCUGCUCAAGUGUUACGUGUUUAAUAAAACAAAUUUUGUAUGCUUAAUAUAUUAUUAAAACAUUUGUAUUUAG